Messenger RNA from Vespa crabro (European hornet), 1336 nucleotides. RefSeq names its product D-aspartate oxidase (gene Daao2). The transcript has 7 exons. The record is from RefSeq and is a predicted model, not a curated record. The coding region runs from base 241 to 1272 and encodes 343 amino acids. NCBI's taxonomy places the organism in Eukaryota, Metazoa, Arthropoda, Insecta, Hymenoptera, Vespidae. Gene Ontology annotation, molecular function: FAD binding; D-amino-acid oxidase activity.
UAUCAAUUUGACAUUAAACGUCAGUGAUCGUACGAACUUCGUUUAACGCGAACAAUAAUUUGUCACGAUCGUCGUUUUUGUUGGAAUUAUUAUUCACACAAUAAUUUCGUCAAAAUCAAUUGAUCCGAUUAUCGAUUGGCCCACCAUAAUAUUGUUACGUGAGAAAGGAAAAAGGAAGAGAAUAUUUUUUGUUUUCCUGUUAAAUUAAAAGAAAAAGAAAAGAAGAAGAAAAAAGAAAAUAUGCGCGUAGCAAUCGUUGGAGCAGGUGUUAUCGGUAUGACCAGUGGAUUGGCGUUGAAAAAAAAUUUUCCGGAAUAUCAGGUGACCAUUUUUUCGACAGUGUUUACGCCAAACACAACAGGCGAUGGCAGUGCCGGCCUUUGGACACCAUUUUUACUUGGCGACACCCCCCAAGAAAAUAUUUUAAGAUGGUCAGAAAGGACGCUACGUUUGUUCGAAAAAUUUUGGAAAUUUGGCCUGGCCAAGGAAACUGGUCUAUGCCUUUUGCCGAUAACUUAUGUAACCAGUGAAAACCAUACAAAUAAAAUGCCAUGGAUUAAAUUAGUUUAUGGUGCUCAUUCAUUAACCUUGGACGAAUUAAAAAAAUUAAACGAGGAACAUAAAAGCAAUUAUGUAAAUGGUUGGCAUUUCGUGACGUACACCUGCGAACCAAGUAGUUUCUUACCUUGGCUAACGAAUAAAUUUAUCGCAUUGGGUGGCAAAUUGAAAAGAAGAACGAUUCGUGACUUAAGUGAAUUGAUUGACGAUGGUUAUGAAAUUGUUAUCAAUUGCAGUGGUCUUGGAGCACGAGAACUCGUCAAUGACGACACUGUCACAGCUGUGAGAGGUCAAGUUACUAGGGUAAAAGCACCCUGGGUCCUGCAUUGUUUCGUGGUGGACGAUGACAAUUGCAAUUACGUUAUACCAAAUACAAACAACGUCAUCUUAGGCGGUACUCAUCAAGAAGGGGAUUACGAUCUUUGUGUGCGAGAGAAGGACACAAAAUUCAUUCACGAAGGAUGUCAUCGUAUUCUUCCAUCAUUAAAGAAAGCUGAAAUAUUAAGAUCAUGGGUCGGCCUAAGACCUGUAAGAUCAAAAGUUCGUUUGGAAACGGAAAUUUUGGAAUCUAAAAGAAAUGGUAAAAAGUGUCACGUUAUACAUAAUUACGGUCACGGUGGUGCUGGUCUUACUUUGAGUUGGGGAUGUGCAUUGGACGUUGUUGAUAUUGUUCGAAGUAUCGAUCAAAAUGAAAGAAAACAUUCGAAAUUAUAAUUUCAUUAAAAAAAAAAAAAAAAAUAAAUAAAUAAAUAAAUAUAAUCUCGUAGAACGAUCAUAA